This is a messenger RNA of Tinamus guttatus (white-throated tinamou), 1365 nucleotides long. NCBI's taxonomy places the organism in Eukaryota, Metazoa, Chordata, Aves, Tinamiformes, Tinamidae. The record is from RefSeq and is a predicted model, not a curated record.
AUGAAACGUGCUCCAACAGACACAAACGGGACAAGGCUGGAGCUUGGCACGAGGAACACGGGCAAACUGGAGAUCUGUGUCGUGGGGAGCGGUGGCCCCGACAAGGCCGUGGGGAACGCGCAGCCCCGCAGUGAGAGCUCCCGGUGCCACGUGGAGCAGAGGGACGUGGUCCCUGGCCCUGGCUCCUGGCAGGCCCGCGGAGGAGCGUCAGCGCUCAAGUGCUUUCUUUUAUUUCUGAUCUUAAUUCUCUCGUCUUUGUUUUUGUACACAGUGUGUCGAGAUUUUGCUGUUCUGGAAGAUCAUACCUUGGCCCAUAACCUACAAGAGCAAGAGAUUGAGCAUCACUUGGCGACAAACAUUCAGCGUAAUCGUCUAGUGCAACAUGACUUGCAGGUGGCCAAGCAACUGCAAGAGGAGGAGGAUCUGAAAGCACGUGCUCAAAUCCAGAAACGCCAAAAAGACCUGGAACGACAGGACUGCGAGAUAGCUCAGGAGAUCCAGGUGAAGCUGGUAUUUGAAGCAGAGCAGCGACGCAGACAAGAAGAAAAAGACGAGGACAUUGCUCGUCUCCUCCAACAAAAGGAGUUGCAGGAAGAAAAAAAGCGCAAGAAGCACUACCCGGAAUCCCAAGGACACCCAGGCUACGAAGACAGUUAUUAUUCAGAGAAUGGAGGAGCUAAAUCAAGGGGAUCAAAGCAAGCUAUUUAUGACAAACCUCGAAGGGAACAGGAAUUAUCUGAUGCAGAGAUUGCUCGGAAACUGCAAGAGGAAGAGCUUUUGGCCAACCAGACGGAUGAGAAGGCAGCUCAAGUAGCCCAAGAUGAGGAAAUAGCCCGUCUCUUGAUGGCCGAGGAGAAGAAAGCUUUCAAGAAAGGGAAGGAACGAGAAAAAUCAUCUCUUGAAAAGAAGAGGCAUGAUCAAGACUGGAAGCACGAUGGAAGUGAGUCAACGCGCUCAAAGUCAAAAGAAGGGCUUGAACCUCAGCGGCACAAAGGCGACAGGUCUUCACGGUCACAGCCUCUGCUUGAUGACUUUGAACACUCUCGUUAUUACACAAGUCAGCCUAGCCCCUCACGCCAGUUUCCCAGACAUGAGCACUCUCCUAAAGGUUCCCGUAGGAAGCAGUAGACUGCUGGCCUUUGCUUUGGUACUGACUCUUCUGUAGCAACCUUUACUGGAAUUGCCAGGCAACUUUCUCGAUUCCUUGCCCAACAGGAGGUCCACCCUCCACCCUCAGGAUCUCCUCUUUAACUGUCAUCGUAUUAAUCAGGAACAUUUGUUCAUUUCAGUUUCUUAGUCAUAUGUGAUCACUUAAGCAGUGCAGUACAAUCUAGCCGCUACUGAGCUGCGUGAAUCAACUAGCUG